Panicum virgatum (switchgrass) is the source of this 1308-nucleotide messenger RNA. RefSeq names its product cytochrome c1-2, heme protein, mitochondrial-like. The record is from RefSeq and is a predicted model, not a curated record. Gene Ontology annotation, biological process: mitochondrial electron transport, ubiquinol to cytochrome c. Gene Ontology annotation, molecular function: electron transfer activity; heme binding. Lineage: Eukaryota; Viridiplantae; Streptophyta; Magnoliopsida; Poales; Poaceae. Bases 89 to 1135 code for a protein of 348 amino acids. The transcript is spliced from 9 exons.
ACUUGUCCCCAACGCACACACUGACACACGGUCCUCGAAAUGCCACAAUUUGUCUCACUCUGCUAGCCCGUGAAUCCUUCCUUGCCAAAUGGUCAAAUCCCCUGACCAACAAAUCGAUCCUCCUCCCCUGACGGCAGCCGGGAACUCGUGCCUCCUGCCGCCGCCAGAGUCCUCACCCACUCGAUUGAUUUUUCUCGCAUCACAGAUGGCUGCUGGGAGGGGCAUGGGCAUCAGCCAGCUCUUGAAGAAAGUAUUUCGCCACCAUCCAUCUGGUCCAUUUCUGCCUUCUUCACCCCGGAUAAAUCAUGAGGAGUCCGUUGGAUUCAUUGGAUUGAGAGCAUUGUCUAUUCUUGGGGUUGGUGCUUCUGGCCUUUUAAGCUUUGCUACGAUAGCAUCUGCAUCAUAUGAAGCAGAGCACGGAUUGGAAGCCCCAAGCUAUCCCUGGCCACAUGCUGGCAUUCUUAGCUCUUAUGAUCAUGCAUCAAUAAGGCGUGGACAUCAAGUUUAUCAACAAGUGUGUGCCUCCUGUCACUCGAUGUCCUUGAUUUCAUACCGGGAUCUGGUUGGUGUUGCCUAUACGGAAGAGGAAACAAAGGCAAUGGCUGCUGAGAUUGAGGUGGUCGAUGGUCCUAAUGAUGAAGGCGAAAUGUUCACACGCCCGGGUAAGCUAAGUGACCGUUUUCCACAACCAUAUGCAAAUGAGCAAGCAGCUCGAUAUGCAAAUGGUGGGGCAUACCCCCCAGACCUCAGUCUAAUCACAAAGGCUAGACACAAUGGCCAGAGCUACGUUUUUGCUCUGCUCACUGGUUAUCGUGAUCCACCUGCUGGUGUUUCGAUUCGUGAAGGCUUGCAUUACAAUCCCUACUUUCCUGGUGGUGCCAUCGCGAUGCCCAAGAUGCUGAUGGACGGAGCUGUCGAGUAUGAAGAUGGAACUCCUGCAACAGAGGCCCAGAUGGGCAAAGAUGUUGUCUCAUUCUUGUCAUGGGCGGCGGAACCUGAGAUGGAAGAGAGAAAGCUGAUGGGAGUCAAAUGGAUUUUCCUGCUCUCACUCGCUCUUCUGCAAGCUGGAUAUUACCGGCGCAUGAAGUGGUCUAUCUUCAAGUCUCGCAAGCUGGUCCUUGAUGUGGUUAACUGAGGCGUGAUGCCUCAUUUCUUCAACCAUCCUGUAGUUUGUUUGUGCUUUUAAACUCCUGUAGUGUUCAUUGUUCACUAGGGAAAUAAAUUGCUUAUGCUACCUUGUUUGCUGUCUGUCGUUACAUACGCUGAACUCUUGUCAUAGAUGAAGAAAUGUUUUCACAUUGAGAGGCA